Emiliania huxleyi CCMP1516 is the source of this 663-nucleotide messenger RNA. RefSeq lists its product as hypothetical. The transcript has a single exon. The record is from RefSeq and is a predicted model, not a curated record. Gene Ontology annotation, molecular function: Hsp90 protein binding. Bases 1 to 663 code for a protein of 220 amino acids. NCBI's taxonomy places the organism in Eukaryota, Haptophyta, Isochrysidales, Noelaerhabdaceae.
AUGGGUCGUGCGGGCCUCAAAAUUCUUCUUUCGUUGCCCCUGCGCUCGCCUGCUGGGGACGGCCUCAUGAGCGACAACGAGAGAGCGAUCCAGCUCUUCACGACGGCGCUGGCGUCUACGAAGGGCGAUGAGCGCCGAGCGCAGAUCCUGCACCAGCGCUCGGCGGCGCACGCGCGGCAGGGCGCCUGGGAGGCCUCGCUCCGCGAUGCGCAGCAGGCGGUCGAGCUCCGGCCGGACUGGGCCAAGGCGAGGUGCCGCGCGGGCGCCGCGCACUACGGGUUGGACCAGCUCGACGCGGCCGCCGCAGCCUACGAGGAGGCGCUGCGGCUGUGCGAUAGCGGCGACGCGGAGCUGGCAGACGGCGCGCGGGCGGCGCUGAACGACGUGCGGGCGAAGCAGGCGCGACUUGCCACCGACGCACAGCUGUCGCCGCACGUGCUCGGCUUUGCGCAGAGCAAGACGGCCGGCGCGAAGCUGCUCGCACAGGGCAGGUACGCGGAGGCGGAGCAGGAGUACGAGGGCGCUUUGCGGGCCAUGCGCGCUGCCUUGCAGGAGCUGCCUGCGGAGGCGAGUGGCGGCAUGAGGGCCACCAUGGAGGCGCUCGAGCGAGGGAUGCGAGAGGAGCUUGCCGCCGCGAAGAAGCGCGCGGCCGGGAGCGAGUGA